AAAACACCGCAGAGGCUUGCAGUGAUGGAUGGACUUUUCGGGGCACACUCCCUACUGCAACCCGCAGGCUGUUGUCUUGGGUUUUUUUUCCCCCUGCACCUUAUAUUUGAUUCCUUCGUUGUAAAAAAAAAAAAAAAAAAAAAAGUUUUCAAUUUAUAAUAUUAUGAUUUCCACAGGAACCUUUUUAACUCUUUUUUUUUAGAUGCAACUCAUACUUCUUUCGCAUUUAAAAUAAUUCUUAUAAUUUAUAAAUUCUAUAGCACACCACUUAUAAUUUUGUCAGAUUACACGUUAUUUAUACUGCGCAAGGAGUCACGGCCUUUGCUUACUUCUAAAAAUAACGGAGGAAGAAUUUCCUCUCUUUACUUUUAAUAUUGCUACAUCAUCUAAGUACUUUAAUAAGUAGACCGUGCACCCAACUGGUUUUAAUCUUCAUGAUUGACGCCACGUGCUGUAGCCUUGCACUAAUUUACAGACGCGGUUAAUCGCAGAGAAUUAUCUUUGAGCCUGCUGUUUACCGGAAGGCUGCUGGUUUUGUUUAACUAAGGCUAUGUCCAUAUGUACUCAGAAUGAUAAGAAAAAUUGAAACAGUUCUUUUUAUUAAAACCAAGUAAUUUUUCUGAGAUCCCAGAACUCAAGCACAAGCUAGAUUCAUGUUUGGGACGGGUGUCCAGGGACGGAGAGGCAGGUGAGAGGGAGGUGGCUAAGCCGGCUAUGGUGACAAGACGAUGUUGGCCAGAAAGAGUAUCAUCCCAGAGGAGUAUGUGCUGGCGCGCAUCGCCGCGGAGAACCUGCGCAAGCCGCGCAUCCGAGACCGCCUCCCCAAAGCCCGCUUCAUCGCCAAGAGCGGGGCCUGCAACCUGGCGCAUAAGAACAUCCGUGAGCAAGGACGCUUUCUACAGGACAUCUUCACCACCUUGGUGGACCUGAAAUGGCGCCACACGCUGGUCAUCUUUACCAUGUCCUUCCUCUGCAGCUGGCUGCUCUUCGCUAUCAUGUGGUGGCUGGUGGCCUUUGCCCAUGGGGACAUCUAUGCUUACAUGGAGAAAAGUGGAAUGGAGAAAAGUGGUUUGGAGUCCACUGUGUGUGUGACUAAUGUCAGGUCUUUCACUUCUGCUUUUCUCUUCUCCAUUGAAGUUCAAGUUACCAUUGGGUUUGGAGGGAGGAUGAUGACAGAGGAAUGCCCUUUGGCCAUCACGGUUUUGAUUCUCCAGAAUAUUGUGGGUUUGAUCAUCAAUGCUGUCAUGUUAGGCUGCAUUUUCAUGAAAACAGCUCAGGCUCACAGAAGGGCAGAAACUUUGAUUUUCAGCCGCCAUGCUGUGAUUGCCGUCCGAAAUGGCAAGCUGUGCUUCAUGUUCCGAGUGGGUGACCUGAGGAAAAGCAUGAUCAUUAGUGCCUCCGUGCGCAUCCAGGUGGUCAAGAAAACAACUACACCUGAAGGGGAGGUGGUUCCUAUUCACCAACUGGACAUUCCUGUUGAUAACCCAAUCGAGAGCAAUAACAUUUUUCUGGUGGCCCCUUUGAUCAUCUGCCACGUGAUUGACAAGCGCAGCCCCCUGUAUGACAUCUCAGCAACUGACCUGGCCAACCAAGACUUGGAGGUCAUAGUUAUUCUGGAAGGAGUGGUUGAAACUACUGGCAUCACCACACAAGCACGAACCUCCUACAUCGCUGAGGAGAUCCAAUGGGGCCACCGCUUUGUGUCCAUUGUGACUGAGGAAGAAGGAGUGUAUUCUGUGGAUUACUCCAAAUUUGGCAACACUGUUAAAGUAGCUGCUCCACGGUGCAGUGCCCGAGAGCUGGAUGAGAAACCUUCCAUCCUUAUUCAGACCCUCCAAAAGAGUGAACUGUCUCAUCAAAAUUCUCUGAGGAAGCGCAACUCCAUGAGAAGAAACAAUUCCAUGAGGAGGAACAAUUCUAUCCGAAGGAACAACUCUUCCCUAAUGGUACCAAAGGUGCAAUUUAUGACUCCAGAAGGAAAUCAAAACACAUCGGAAUCAUGACAGCAAGAUAACCCCAAGACAGUCUUUUAUCAAGUUUCGAUGGUUUAUGCCGGGCACUGUCAGACUGAACCAGAGCUGGAACACAAUAAUGUGUCCUUCUACAUUUUAUUACACUAAAUGAUAUUCGUAUUCAAGCAACAGCACUUUCUGUAGUAAUAAAAAGUAACACACAAA
Messenger RNA from Pongo pygmaeus (Bornean orangutan), 2177 nucleotides. RefSeq names its product potassium inwardly rectifying channel subfamily J member 8 (gene KCNJ8). Gene Ontology annotation, cellular component: plasma membrane. Gene Ontology annotation, biological process: regulation of monoatomic ion transmembrane transport; potassium ion import across plasma membrane. Gene Ontology annotation, molecular function: ATP-activated inward rectifier potassium channel activity. The transcript has 3 exons. Lineage: Eukaryota; Metazoa; Chordata; Mammalia; Primates; Hominidae. Bases 729 to 2003 code for a protein of 424 amino acids. The record is from RefSeq and is a predicted model, not a curated record.